Messenger RNA from Protomyces lactucae-debilis, 2094 nucleotides. RefSeq lists its product as uncharacterized. Lineage: Eukaryota; Fungi; Ascomycota; Taphrinomycetes; Taphrinales; Protomycetaceae. Bases 1 to 2094 code for a protein of 697 amino acids. The transcript has 2 exons. The record is from RefSeq and is a predicted model, not a curated record.
AUGACUUCGCUCGAUGAAAUGCUCAUCUAUGCUCGCCAGAACAAGCUAGCUGUUCCUGCAAGGCGAGAAGCCCAUUACCUUCUCAGAGAGACCUAUCUGCAGUCUUCCCUUCUACAGGACCCCUCCCUGUCUCAGUUGGAUGAUGUUCCUCUCCCAAAAGACCCCUUUGUCUUGUCUAAAGAGACCCUCCAGCUCGUCAAGCAAGUCUACGCUGCUGCUACACAGGGACAAGAGACACUCCCUGUUGCGUCUCUUGUGGAUUUAAAGCGCUACUACCUCGACUUGCCCCUCUUCAAACGAGAACCGCACGAAGGCAAGACCUUCAAACAUCCGACGUGCUUGGCAAGCGCAGCAUCAUCUCUGCCUCGCAGUCAUGAGAUCCAUGCUCUUCAAAACAUCUGGCAGAGUCUCAAGCCGCAGUUGCAUGAGACUGCUAAGCUAGUAGUGGACGCAUGGCCACUCACUGCUCCUGAAGUUGAAGCACUUGAAGCAAUCAUGCGACCAGUCCAGCCUGACUCCGUUGCUACACGUCGUCAAGCAGGAAAGAGUCAGCAGUCCUUGGUCCUGGAGUUGCCGCUUCCUACUAGACGCUAUCCAGGGAAUGCAUACCGCCUUGCUGUUAAGCGCUGGGCACUACCAGAAACCAAUCAGCUUGAUUCUCUGGAAGAAGCAGAAUUGAGAGAGCUGAUGCAGGAGCCUCUCUCACCGCAAGAUCUACAAGCUGCGCAAGAAUUACGACGAAGGGAAGAAGUUGACUUCAUUCGAGAGCGUAUCAGAUUGCCAGACUUUCACUUUGAGCUUCCCGAAGUACCGCGCGUGUAUCUAGGCAAGACACUUCCUCAAGAAAUACCCAUGCAAGAUGUCGCCUGUCUUUAUGAUGCAAGCAGUACGGAUCUACCCUAUGCCAUGGAUUUGCCAAGCGAUCCCUACACGGCGUUUCCACCAGAUCACCUGAACCAAGCCGUCGAACAGCUCCGUCUCGCCCUCCCAUCUUUACAUGACCCGCAAGCAAUCACACUGGAUCGUUCCAUCUUGCCACAAACAAUGCUGGAUAUUCAUCGGGCACGCCAUGCGAAGGAUAGAGGGUUCACCGUUUCGGCGCUACCUGCAAAGCAUCUCGAUUUACAAGUCACUUGGAUGCCAUUUUUGGGGAGAUUAGAGGCCAUACGAGGAGAAGAGACGAUGCCAGGUGAAGAAUUGGCACUUGACUAUCUCAUUGUGCAGGAAGAGGUGAGGAAUGCGCCAGCGGUGAAGGACGUCCCGCAUGUUGCCUCGUCAUCAACGCCCGUCAAGCCUCGACCCAUUGAAAGUCAUGUCAAGGCGGUACAAACCUCACCAAGCGUAUCGAGUGUGUUGAGCAAAGCGUCUGCAAUGGAUGUGCUCGAAGCCAUGUAUGCAGUCGAUCGCGCGUUUGAGAAACAAGACCAAGAAGGGCUUGUCGUGCAACAAGAUAAGAACUCGCAAACAGAAUUGGUCGAGGAGCCUGUUCUGAUCGUUUCCUCACCAAAAGUCAAGGCUCGCUGUGCGAGUGUUUCAUCAGAGGACAGUCUUGAUCGGCUUGUCAAACGACGCAAGAUGGAUACAACACGGCUGAACUACCCAAAGGAAGUACUACAAGAUCCUAUGCUCGAGAUGAUGUUGGCACAAACAAGUAGGCUGCCGGUCCUUGCUACGUCGCCACAUCGACAGACCGUUACAUCUGCAACUUCUGCCAUUGCAGUAGAUCCCCAACCAGUGGCUACAACAACGACUUGGAGCUGGAUUGUGACGCCUCGUGUGCUGGGUAUUCCAAACUUACUGCGCACACUGAAACUACGAAUGCCAAGCAUUCAUUUCGCAGAACGCGACUGCCCCGCGGAUGAAGCAGAUCUCAUCACCUCCUAUGCAAGCGCUAUUUCACUUCUCCCGCAAAGCGAGCUUCGUGACCUGGACGCUCUCUAUCAACGGCUUGCGUGGCUCUUGAAGCGCUAUCGUGCACUCUCCGUCUUGCUUCUACUGCCAGCAUACGACAGAUCCGCUGCGCUUCAGAUGGCACACGUGGCAAGUUGGCUCAAAACGAAUGCAUCUGAUAGACAAGAGACAAGCUAUGGAUAG